Molecule: messenger RNA, 1962 nt
Organism: Trypanosoma theileri
Lineage: Eukaryota; Euglenozoa; Kinetoplastea; Trypanosomatida; Trypanosomatidae
Product: putative surface protease GP63
Exons: 1
Coding region: 1-1962 (653 amino acids)
Biological process (GO): cell adhesion; proteolysis
Cellular component (GO): membrane; cytoplasm
Molecular function (GO): metalloendopeptidase activity
Source: RefSeq, a predicted model, not a curated record
AUGAGGCAUCCACUCCUCCAAGUGGUGCUAUUACUGUUCAUCUGCGGUGCUAUGGCCGGACCUGCAUACGCCUGUAAUUACGAUGAAAUCAAAAAGAAGAACAGUCCUCCUGUCGUUGUGGUGAGAGAAUUACCGAAGAAAGGAGAAGGCGCUUGGCAGGCGUACACCGUGGCGACAUCUGAAGAUAGUAACAGUAAUGAGGGUUGGGAAGCACUCCGCAUUCGUGUGUCAACCGAAGAUUUGAACAAAAAAAAGUACUGUGUAAACUAUGGUGAGCGACGUAAGGAUUUUUUGGAUGGAGAGGAGGUAAAUUGUAAUUUUCAUGAUAUUAUGCUGCGAGGGAAAGAGGAAGCGAUCAAAAAUGAAAUUCUCCCCAAGGCUAUCAAAUUACACACUGAUCGUCUCCUCGUUCAGCGGUUGAAAACACCUUUGCAAGUACCAAAGUUCAGCAAACCUUCUGUUUGUUCUCACUUCACAAGUCCAGGCGACCACGCAUCUCAUGGUGUGCAGGAUGCUGAUUUUUUAUUGUAUGUGGCUGCUGGUCCAAGUAAAAAUACUAACCACUCAUCUUGGGCUGUAACAUGUGCUGUUGAUCAAACUAAACGUCCAAUUGUUGGUGCCAUGAAUAUUCAUCCACUGCAUGCAGAUUCUACACGAGUUAAUGUUCGUUUGGCUGCACAUAAACUCGCACAUGCUCUUGGUUUUGACUACGAAAGGAUGAAGGGGCGUGGAAUGACGAGGCAUAGUAGCAAUUACCAUGACAACCGUGCGGUGAUUGACUCCGCAAAAGUACUGGAAGUGGCAAAGGAACAUUACAAGUGUAACAGCCUAAAAGAAGUUGAGUUGGAACAUACAGCUGAAGGGAAUACAACAUCUCAUUGGAAUCGACGCAACAUGAAGGAUGAGUUGAUGAGUAUGGUUUCCGCAGCUGGAAAUAUUGAGAGUGUUGGUUACUACACUGCACUAACAAUUGCAGCAUUUCAUGAUAUGCAAUAUUACAGGGGAAAUUUCAGCAUGGCUGAACCGAUGAGUUGGGGAUACAUGGGAGGUUGCAACUUUGGUAACGUUACUAUUGAGAACACAAAAAGAGUUUUGGCUCCUAAUGGUUACUGCAUUGAGGCCCUGGAAAAAUCCUGUUCAUCUGAUCGUUUGGGUGUGAUCAAUAGUGUUGCACCCACGACAAAGGAAGUGGAAUCCAUCUGUCCUAUUCUCGUGGCAGAUGUGAGUUUUUUCUGUACCUCGGAAGGAGAUGUACGAGAUAGAGAUGUGGGACUCUUCAGAAAUGAUUCUUGGUGUUUGGAUGUUGAUUAUCCGAACCUUACAAUCGAUGAAGAAAAAAAGAUGAAACGUGGUAUGUGCGCCGCAGUGAAUUGCAGUGAUAAUGGUGUGUUUAGGGUACAGCUUACAGUGGACGGUCCUUGGCACAAUUGUUGGGGAAAUGAAUUUAUUAUGCCAAAUAAGACUGACUACCCCAUGUACGCAGGUGGAAGGAUAAAGUGUCCCAUAUACGAUGAAGUGUGCACUGUGAAGUCCGAUGGAAGCAGUCGUCUCACUUCGCAAGCAAAUGAAAAUACCCCACUAGAAAUAAAAGCUAUUUGGGUAAGCAGCACGCCAACUAAUCCCACUAUUGAAGACCCUCCGCAUUCAUCAGUUCAGAGGAGCCAAGGUCCCCAAACAUCAACAGUUAAUAAUGCUCAGCAAACCACAAGCACUACCACUACUGCAGAUGCAAACAGACAAAGAAGUUCCACAACACCAACUGCUACAGUAAAUAAAAAUGGUAAAACCACAAGGAGCAGUACUGAAUCUACAACAACCCAGGGAUCCGUUAAACAGGAAGAUACUAACAAGAACAGUAAAAAGGCAUCUAAUCGUCGUAAAGAUAACAGCAAGGCUACAAAGGUUUACUCACCACUUGUACUACUUGUUCUCCUUGUUUCGGCUCUGCUGAUAUCAUUUUGA